GCAUAACCAUGACCAAAGAGCCGUCACAACGUUUUCGAGAAAUUGUGCGGGUGACCCGAUUUUGUGCAAAUCUCUGUGGAUCGGAUGUUUUCGAUCCAAACUAUCGUAUCAAUAUCAGAACAGUGCUAGUUCUUGGAGUUAUUUUGUUUAGUUUUUCAUGUUGCGGUUACUGCAUUCAUUACAGCAUCACUGUUAAGGGUGAUUGGACGCUAGUCAUCCAGGCACUAUGCAUGGGUGGUGGCACAUUGGUGCAGGGCUUUAGCCAUAUGAUGGGGUUUAUGUUCAGGCCUGCUGAACUAAGAGUUUUACUGGAAGAGACCCAUACCCUUUAUGAGCACCAUGAGAAAAUUGAUUCCGAUUAUCGUCUUUAUUUAAAUAGAGGUGUGGAUUUAUUGACUCGCCUCAUGAAGAUUUGUGCAUUUUUCAAUACCAUAUUGGCGGUUGGUAUGUCUUUGGUGACAGUUAUCUACAAUGCAAUAUAUGAAACACGCGUUCUCAUAGUGGGGAUUUAUUUGGAUGCAAUUGAUCCGGAGACUGAGAGGGGCUUUUUAAUAACAAUGAUAUUGCAGUCAUGCUUUAUUGCUGUGGGAGGAUUUGGUCUCUAUGCUGGUGAUAUGGGCACACUAACUACAAUCACUCAAAUUAUGACCUUCAAGGGCUUAUUUUGUUGUAAACUUCGAGAUCUGAAUGAGAUUUUGCUGGAUGAACCAGAUAAUAAAACCAAGUCGUUGGAAGCAUUGAGGGAUAUAAUACAAUUUCAUCAACAAUAUUUGAGUUUCAUCGAAAGAAAUCGAUCAGUUUCCUUUUGGACUAUUUUUGUUAAAUUUCUGACUAACUUCUUUGGUCUGGUUUGUACAGUCUUUUGCAUCCUAUUGGGAGUUUGGCCUGCUGGAUAUAUUUAUAUGGCCUAUUGCUUCACCAUGAUGUAUGUCUAUUGCGGAGUGGGUACAAUGAUCGACAUAGCAAAUGAUGGUUUCAUUGAAGCCUGCUACAAUGGUGUGCUUUGGUAUGAAUUGUCGGCUCUUGAAAGGAAAAUGUUACACACUAUGAUGAUAAUUGCUCAAAAUACUAAAGGAUUGUCAGUUGGCCCCUUUGUGCCUUUGUCUGUGAAUACAGGUCUACAAAUGACCAAAAUGAUUUACUCUAUGACUAUGAUGCUUUUUAACUUUGUAAGUCAAUAAAAGCAAAAGCUGU
Molecule: messenger RNA, 1194 nt
Organism: Stomoxys calcitrans (stable fly)
Lineage: Eukaryota; Metazoa; Arthropoda; Insecta; Diptera; Muscidae
Product: odorant receptor 67d-like
Exons: 4
Coding region: 9-1181 (390 amino acids)
Biological process (GO): detection of chemical stimulus involved in sensory perception of smell; sensory perception of smell
Cellular component (GO): plasma membrane
Molecular function (GO): olfactory receptor activity; odorant binding
Source: RefSeq, a predicted model, not a curated record